ACACGGCUGGAUAGCUGCAGUCACUCUGAGUGGUAUUCACUACCUAACACAUUGUUUUACAUUGUUGCAGCCUUAUUUAUUCAGAGAUGGGGCAAAAAUGGAAUGCAUACUCAUGUCAAUGUAGAUGUUUUCACUAGCAUUUAAGACUACUAAUAGUACUUGAUUUAAGUUAUUCUGGACAUGUAGCAGUAGUGCUCAGAUGAAGGUAUACUCAUGGCUAGUAGUGAUGUAUUGACACAGCUAUUAAAACUUCCUAAGAAAACAAAUGCACUAUAGAAAGAAAUGUGUUGAUACUCAAGUGUAAUACGAAUGAUGGUUUAUUUUCAAUUCUUUAUAAAAGAUUAAACAAUUGGAAUAUAACAAUUUGAAAUAUUAACUUUUUUAUUUUUGCCCCAUUUUUUAGUAAUUAAUUUCUCUCUUAUUUUUAUUUUAUGGAAACAUUCAAGGAUCCUCUAUAUGAAAAAAAAAGCCAUGCACAAUUUGAGAGUCAUUUGUGAUGAUUACUCUGUCAGCAUCCUAAAGUAUAAAGUAAGCUUUUUCCAUGUUCUUUGAAUUGAAACAGGAGAGAAUUUUCACUGAUGAGUGUAGUGCAUGUUUUGCACACCCCAUCAGAAUAUGAAAUUGAUGGCUGAGCUGUUCUGCUAGUUGUCUUACAAAAAUUUUGUGCUCAUUAUGCUACAAGCAGUUUAUUCUCAAUAAAUGUAAAGCUUUUCUUUAUUUAGAAGUUCAAGAAAUUUUAUGUGACUGUUGAACUUUCAGGGGAACCAAAAUAUUUAACUUACUCUUGAGAUUCAUUGUAGUGGCAGCAAUAGUGAUGGAAUUCAUUAAACAGUCAAUCCAAAAAUCCUAAAAGAAGUCAGGGAAUAUCUUUUCACCAAUACAGUGAAGUAUACACAUAAAUAUUCUGAGACAAGAAAUGUAAUGUAAGAAACCAGCAUAAUUCAACCUUCUUUGAUCUAAUAUUUGUUUGUCUUUAAUAUAAAAACACUGCAGUAGCCCUGUUGCAAUUGCAAUAUCCAUGGCCCUGCCUGUAUAAAAAUCCCCAACUUGGGUGGAAAAAUGUAGCACAGUUGUCAUAUUCAUUUCAGUUCCAGACAUCAAUGCAUUCAGUCACAAAUUUGUAAUGUUCAGAGUACAUACCAGCUCAUAUAGUGUCAAAAAGAAUCGGUGAUGAAACAAAACCAAAAGUUCUUAUUGAUGCUUAGGUGUGAGAGGGGGGCUGGUGAAGUUUCACUGAUAAAAGGAAAGACAUUGCUGAUAUCAGCAGUUUUGAUGAAUCUUCUUUAGGGCAGGAAUUUGCAAGCACAGGCACAAACUUGGGGUGACACUACUACCCAAUUAAAGUAGUAUGUGAUGGAGAUGACAGUCUGCGUUUGAUUAGUUACCACAGAAUGGGGCAGUAUGAAGCUACAGUACUGUAAUAAAUAAUCAUACUACAAUUACCAUAAAUACUCUACUACACAGAGCAAAUACCAGCAUAUUCACUUAAUAAAGAAUAUUCACCCAGCCCUCUUAGCAAUUGAAUAUGAUUUUUAGUGGCUUGGAGAUCAGCCAUCCAUAUUGAGUUUUUUGUGAUAUUUGUCAGUUGUUCCAGGCAAGUGCCGGGUAGUAUCAUAAAAUAGGUUGUGACUGUGACUGCUGCCUUCCACUUUUCCCAUUCAUGUUUAAGUAUUAUCGUAUAAUUAUUUAUAAUCUAUAUAGAUAAAGAAACAUUAAAUAAAUCUCUUAGUGCUGUAUGAACAUAUUCAAAGGCCACAAUAUUUUAGAGUAGCAAUGCAACCUGAAAUGUAGUGGAACAGUGCUUGUAAAUAAAACUUACAUCGGGUAACUGGCCUUGCAAGCAUGUGCCUGUUGCCCAGUGAAGUUUCAUGGCAGGCAGUGUUGAAUGAUGAUAUGUGAUAUCUUUAAAUUGCAGUGAGACUAUAGGUGGUAGAAACCUGCCGCACAGUUCUCUCCAGGAUAUCUGGUUGUCUUCAGUCUAAAGGUUGACAUGAAAGUCUCUAAGUUUCCAUCCCUAAAUGUUCUGAUAGAAUUGUGUGUACUGUAUGACAUGUACAGGAAAAGGAGGCUGUCUAUUUCAGUUAACUUUCCUUGUAAUUAUGAAUAGUAAAUUAUUACUAGAAAGGAGAAAUGCCUUUAAUAUUUUUAAUUUUGAUGUGAAGGUGCUUUCAGGUUGAUGAUCAUAAUGAUAUUUUCAAAAUGACGUUUUGGACUAGAACAUUAUUGAAUAUUAUGGCUUUGAAGUGUGGGAUCACACAUGUACCAGAAAGGACUAUCUAUACAUGUAUAGAGCCACAGGUGUAUUAUUUUCAAAAUGACCUUCAAAAGUUUUGAGUAUUCUUCUCCAUUAUAAUUUUCUGAAGUUGUUUUGUAUCAGAUUGUUAACAUUCUAUAUUUACUUUCUACCUUGAGUAUUUAAUUUCAGUACCCGAAGAUCUGAAGCAUUUGUUGUAAAGGACUAAUGAAGUAUCUCUCAGAGGAUCAUUAGGAGACUAUGUUAUCUUUUCUUUAUCGUGCAUUAGCUCUUUGUGAUAGUGUCUCAUGGUGACUGUGUUCAAGCAAAUGAAAGUCUGCAUAUAGUGUUGGGAUUGUGAUAUUAAAAGAAUUGUAAAAAAAAGUAACAGUGAGGUCAUAUGCAUCCAGGUGAAUAUGAUGUUUAACAUUUCCAGUAAUGUAGGAUGUUACUGAGCUACUGACUUUGUGUUUACUGCAUCAUAGUGCGUUUUGUGGUAGUUGAAUGGCACCUUUCCUAAGUGCUUUAUAUAGAACUUUCAUAUGAAGUGUAAGUAUGGAUGUUUCAACAGCCGUGGAAGAGAAGGAACUUCUUAGAUCUGUCCAUUAGUAUGAAUGUGGUUAGUUAAGUAUAGUUCCACUUGUUCAACACAUGGCUGUCAUGCUGUCCAGAGAGCUGUCAGCACUUCACUGUGGCUGGGAAGGUGAAUGCUUCUUCAUCCUGUAAGCGGUUCUUCAACCCGAUAUCUGCUUCAGAGUACAUGUAGAGAAAACGCUGGUGAUGGAAUGCUGCUGUAUUGCUGUGGAGAGACUCCUGCUGCAGAAAGACGUGCCAUUACCGACUCGUGAGGAUCAUGGUUGAUCUCACCUGCAGAUUCGUGGCACUGCAGUGGAUCUUCCCGUUGGCAACAGCAUUUCGUCGGUCUGUUUGCCGAGUUCCUGCAACAUAUUUCGAGCAUCUUCGCGUUGCAAUGACACCGUGUUCGGUUUUAUGGAGUCUGUGGUUCUUCGAAAACCACUGACUACAUUCGGAUUUGAAACACGCAUUUCAGACGAGUUGUUUUAUCAUAUCGUACCAGAAAUGGCUUCGAGGCUGUCCGGUUUCCGUGCUCUAGCAUCAUGCGACUACUGUAAACGCGGUUCGGUUCGUUUGGUAUUGCGAUGCCGGUUAUCGGGUGUCAUGGAGCUUUUCUUGAAUUGAAAUCCAAGCCCUUGAGAUAUGAGGAAUCUAGAAAUCGAGUUUGGCUUAUUCGGUUAAGGGCACUGUAUGUAAUCUGUUAUCAUCACGCUUUAGCUGCCUAAAUUGAAAUCUGAGUUCAAAUCCUGAGAGAGCAGUAUGUCCUCAUGGGAGAGCUCCUCUCGCCGACGCAAUCCACAGUCCAGUUCAUCACGACUUCGCAUGGAUUCAUACAGCUCUGCCAAUAGGUUGAGCCGAACCAGAGUAUCUCCUCCAAAGCGACGUGAACUGGACAAAGUAAUGAAGAAAGCACGGCGUGAUGGACCUAUGCAGAGCAGUUACUGGAACAAGAAGCUACUAGAAGUUGAAGAAAAGGACCCAAACAGAUGGCGACACAGUGGAUUCAAGGAGCUGUAUGGUGGUGGAGGUGGUAACUCAUCACCUCACGGUUCCCGUUCUAGCCAUAAGAGAUCUCGUAGCCGCUCACGUGGUGCAGUUCGUAGUAGCCGGAAUCGAGUGAGGUCCCCUCCACUUCCUGUGAGAACCCGAUCACGCUCCAGAGACCGAGACAGAGAAAGGGACAGAUCCAGGGACCGUGAUAGAGAUCGGGAUCGAAGACCACACACACCACAGCCACAAACUCAGAGGCCUCAGCCACAGCAACCAAGACGACGCACGCCCAAGAUGGCAUCACUAACACCUAGCUCUCGUUCACUGAGCUCAUGCUCUGAUGAGUCUUGUUCUGUAUGUUCGCCUAAAGGCAAUAGGAAAGUAGUUACUUCACCAGCACCUGUAGCGAGUAGGGCUAGACAACCAACUCCUCGGUCCAGGUCUCGAUCAUUUUCUGUGCCAAGAAAUCGUUCUAACAAUCGAUCGCCUCUUCCUCCAAGGAGUGGCUUAAGACGGCAGCGUGAAAGGUCUGGGCCUCCUAGUGAUCCAAGAGGCCCACCUCCAAGUCCACCUCCAGCAGCACGAAAGAGUCUCAAAAGCAAACGUAAAGAAAGUAGAGAUAAAAGUUCUAGUAAAAAGCGGAAGAGUGGAGGAAGCAAGUCAAGUCGCAGCAAACGACGCCGCUCUUUGCCAGUGGCAGAAGGAAGCACUAGUCGACGACGUAGUUCACCACCAGUUUCCUGUUCAGAUGAGAGUUCAACAUCGUCUGUGACAUCUGGAGGUGGUGUACCAAAACUCACAUUAUCAGAACGCUUUGGUAAGAUGGCACAGUGGUCUGUAGACCGAAGGGACUUGGAUGGGGUGAAGAAUAUGCGUAUUACAAAGGAUUCAGAUAGUUCUGACCUGAAGGUUGUUAUCGAAGGUGAACGGUACCCUAGAGCACUUAGUCCUAUGCCAGUUAAUGAUCGUCGUGUUGGAGCAGGUUAUUUUCCAGAGUCUCUUCAUUCUGGACCAAUAGGUUUGGAUGCAUGGGAUGAUGUCAGGGUUCGAUAUAAGUAUUACAAAGAUCGAGGUUAUCUUCGCGAUCUUACACUUGAUGAUUACAUGAAGUGGGAGGAGUGGUGGUACAAAUACCAGGAGUGGCUGGAAGCAGAGAGGUACUAUGAACACUGGGCAGCUGUGAGAGCUGAACAGGCUGCCCGAGGGGGAGGCAACAAGAUGUGGAAUGAUCAGGGCCUUAGGAAGCGCAGGAGACUGUAAAUAAGAAUGAAAUCACAUGUUUGCCAAGUUCUGCUUGAAUGCAUACACUUAUAAAUAUUUCCUCAUUGAUUGCAGUAUGAACCUAUUGAAGGGCUGGAUAUAUCCAGAUCUGAAUACACCAUAAGCAGACAAUGGGAAAUUCUGCUUUGUGUUUCAGCAUUUGUAUGAUUCCCAGAUCAUAUUUUUAUGUAGUGAGAUAUUACUGUGUGUGUGUGUGAUGUAACAGAUAUUGUUUCAAUAAAAUUUCAAUAAAAAACUUAAAUUUAAUUUGUGUUUCCCCUAUGAUUCCUUUUCUAACGGUAUCUGAAGUUAAAUGAUGACAUGCAGACUGUGUUUGAGAUUUAGAGACGUUAUGGAAGACUAUCUGUUUUUCUGUUCAUCAUUUGCUUGGCACACAUGUGAAAUAUGUUUUGUAUUAUGUGGGAGUUAAAAUUAGGUGGAAUCUCUGCUUGAGUCAUUGUCGCCCCUCUUUAUACCAGUGUUUUAUUAUGCGAAUAAGACUGCUGACUGAAUGUCUGAGAUACGUAUGUUGUGGAAGACAGGUGAAUGCACUGUGGAAUUCAGGCCCAAAGUCUGUUAGAUUUAUUUAUGGUCUAUUUAACAAUACUGUGAAUAGUGUAGACCGUAGCAUUAGAAACCUGUUUUCAGAUAAACACACCUGAUUGCUUUGUGUGGGAUCUGUAAGAAUUAUCUGAUAUUAAAAUUAUAAUAGAUUUGGUAUAAUUUUACUCCCUCCUAAGUAUCCUAGAAUAUUAAGACAUAAAAAUAGAAGAAUUGUAAUUCACUGGAUGACAUAUAAGCCACCAUAGAUUUAUUUUUGUCUAUUGGUAUUUCAUGUAGGCAGCUCAUUACAUUAUAAGUGCCAUGCUGUAGAGGUUUGUGGUUCAAGUUCUAUUUGAAUUUGUACAUUCUGUUUGAGGAAAGAGAUUUAUAUACAUACAGACAUGUUUGGUAGGGUUACCAUAUUAUUUAAAAUGAAUUUGCUGCACAGCAUUCUCCUUGGUGAAAAUUCUGAUUAGGUUUUAUAUUUGUGCAGAAGCACUGGUAUAUUGUAUUUACAUUGAUUUAAUACAGUAUCCUUCCACUUCACUCAGCUUUCUGAUAGUGAAAUUUAAGAUACCAUUCUAUCAUUGCUCAAGACCUUUAAUCUGUUCUACAAUGUUGUACCUCCACAUGCCCAAAGGUUUUUUUGCUUGUGAAGAUGAGGCCUGACUUUUGUUGGAGUACUUGAUGUCGUAAAUUAUUACAGCUAACAUUACGAAAGUAACUGAGACUUCAUGAUAUAUAUUUUCACAUUUUACUUGUAAUUUGUUAAUGAAAUAGUCUCAAAAUUUAGUAUCUGUCCUCAGAUAUUACGGUAUAUAAUGUCUCUUAUUUUAUCCCUGAAGAUACCAAAUGAAAGUCUCUGUUAUGUCACUGUUAGGAAUUUCCACUUUAUAGUAAAAUACAUUUAAACUUAUAAGGAAACAGAAGAAAAUGUUCUUUUUUCUGGCAUACAUUGCACAAAGACUAGAUUCAUCCAGAAUAACUGUCAGGAGAUGAACAGAUGAAAGUAGUUUAUAAAUAUGUGAGAUUUUAAGUUUUCAUGGCAUGAUGUGAAGAUUACCGUCUCCUGGGAUGUGAUAUGAUGUAGUCUGGUAGAUGUU
Messenger RNA from Cryptotermes secundus, 6705 nucleotides. RefSeq names its product serine/arginine-rich splicing factor 4. The transcript is spliced from 8 exons. Bases 3569 to 5059 code for a protein of 496 amino acids. NCBI's taxonomy places the organism in Eukaryota, Metazoa, Arthropoda, Insecta, Blattodea, Kalotermitidae. The record is from RefSeq and is a predicted model, not a curated record.